CAACAGUCAACAUUCCACUCUUGGCCACUUUGGCAGUUCUUAUGCCGAGUAAAGACUGAUAUAUAGUGAAUAUUUAUUAAAAAAUAAAAUUUAGAUUUCCAAAAAAGGUCGGGAUGUCGACCUCGGCGAUUUAUAUUCUCGAUGUUAAGGGCAAAGUCUUAAUAUCGAGAAAUUAUCGUGGUGACAUUGAAACAGGUGUAAUUGAUAAAUUUAUGCCCCUUGUGAUGGAACGCGAGGAAGAAGGAAAUUUAACACCAAUAAUACAAACAUCCGAAUGCACUUAUUCUUACAUUAAAUAUAAUAAUCUCUAUUUAGUUUCAACAACACGAAAAAAUGCCAACAUAUCACUUAUCUUUGUUUUUCUUCAUAAAGUUGUACAAGUGAUGAGUGAAUAUUUCAAGGAACUCGAAGAGGAAAGCAUUAGGGAUAACUUUGUCGUUAUCUAUGAACUUCUCGAUGAGUUACUUGACUUUGGUUAUCCACAGACAACCGAUAGUAAGAUUCUUCAGGAGUACAUCACACAAGAGGGACACAAACUUGAGAUUCAACCUCGCAUUCCCAUGGCAGUGACAAAUGCCGUUUCAUGGCGUUCCGAAGGUAUCAAGUACCGCAAGAAUGAAGUAUUUCUCGAUGUCAUUGAAUCGGUGAAUCUAUUAGCUAAUGCAAAUGGUAAUGUUUUAAGUUCAGAAAUUGUUGGUGCAAUUAAAAUGCGUGUUUAUUUAUCGGGUAUGCCUGAAUUGCGUUUGGGAUUGAAUGAUAAAGUUCUUUUUGAAUCGACAGGUAGAGGUAAAUCAAAAUCAGUUGAACUUGAAGAUGUGAAAUUUCAUCAAUGUGUACGUUUAUCACGAUUUGAAAAUGAUAGAACAAUUUCAUUUAUUCCACCUGAUGGUGAAUUUGAAUUAAUGUCAUAUCGUUUAAAUACACAUGUGAAACCAUUGAUUUGGAUUGAAUCGGUUAUUGAACGUCAUGCUCAUAGUCGUGUUGAGUAUAUGAUUAAGGCGCGAUCACAAUUUAAGAGACGAUCAACCGCAAAUAAUGUGGAGAUUGUUAUUCCUGUGCCAAAUGAUGCGGAUUCACCGAAAUUCAAGACAACAAUUGGUAGCGUUAAAUAUUCACCUGAACAGAGUGCAAUUACUUGGUCGAUUAAAUCGUUUCCAGGUGGUAAAGAAUAUUUAAUGAGGGCACAUUUUGGAUUACCAUCGGUUGUUGGCGAAGAUGCUGAAGGAAAACCACCGAUUCAGGUGAAAUUUGAAAUUCCUUAUUUUACAACGUCGGGAAUACAAGUUAGAUAUUUGAAAAUUAUUGAAAAAAGUGGAUAUCAAGCGUUACCAUGGGUUAGAUAUAUUACACAAAAUGGUGAUUAUCAAUUGAGAACGAAUUAAAAAGAAAAAAAUCUCAAGGCUACUAGAUUCCUUUUUUCUGAUUUCAAAAAAAUUUUCCUGUCUUCUAAAAAAAAUGUUUCCUUAAUUUACAAUAUCUUUUAUCUAAACCAAUUUUAUUUUUGAACAAUUUUCUUUCCCUUUUUCAUUUUUGGGGUAAAAAUAAAGUUUGCUACAACGAAAAUUUUUUAUAAAAAAGUUUGCAAAGAAGCAGUUUUUUUUGGAUCCUUAUAAAAAUUUUUUCGAAUUCGUUGUAGCAAAAGGUACUUUAUUUCUACCACAAAAUAAAGGGUUUAAAAAAGCAAAAAAAAAUGUUCGCAGUUACUAAAAAUGAGUUUAAAAAAAUUUUCAUUUCGAAAAUUUUUGAUGGAAACAUUCUGAAACUGCAAAUUCAGUAUUAUAUAAUUCUAAAUCAAUUUCACUGUUUUUUUUUUAGUAAUGAAAAAAUUACUAUUCUGACAAUUAAAGGCGAUUUAAAAAAAAAUUCUUCUGAAAGUAACAGUGAAAUUUUUUUCUCAAGAUUCUCAAGAAUAAAAAAAUUAUUUUCGGAAAAUGAAUGUAAAAAAAAAUAUAUA
Leptopilina boulardi is the source of this 1954-nucleotide messenger RNA. RefSeq names its product AP-1 complex subunit mu-1 (gene AP-1mu). Gene Ontology annotation, cellular component: clathrin-coated vesicle; clathrin adaptor complex. Gene Ontology annotation, biological process: intracellular protein transport; vesicle-mediated transport. Gene Ontology annotation, molecular function: clathrin-cargo adaptor activity. The record is from RefSeq and is a predicted model, not a curated record. Lineage: Eukaryota; Metazoa; Arthropoda; Insecta; Hymenoptera; Figitidae. Bases 114 to 1382 code for a protein of 422 amino acids. The transcript has 2 exons.